CACCGGAGAAGCUCAGACGAGUGGAGGACAGAUUAGCUCCAUUAGUUAGCUCUUUUUUGUGACACCGAGAAGUUUCUUUAUCGUAAAACACCGUUGUAUUUUUUAGAUAAUUUUCACAUUGUCGUUAGAAGACGUGUUGUCGUUCUCAUAAAGUGUCAGUAAGUUGACUGAAUGUAGUACUUUUCCGUGAGAAUGAUAUGUGACGUUAGCUAAGUUAGUGUAGCAGGCUGCAGCCGUUCAACUUUAAGCAGAAGUACCUUUUAAACGAUUAUUCUGUUGUUACUGCAAACAUGCCUAUACAAUUAACGAGUCAGGCUUACUGCAAAAUGCUGCUGCAUGCGGCCAAAUAUCCUCAUUGCGCCGUAAAUGGACUGUUUGUGGCAGAAAAACCCAAAAAGGAGAGUCGCUGUGUAACGGUUCUCUGCGUGGACUGUGUGCCGCUUUUUCACGGGACUCUGGCUCUGGCACCAAUGCUGGAAGUGGCUCUAACACUGAUUGACACUUGGUGUAAAGAAAAUAAUUAUGUCAUUGCUGGAUAUUACCAAGCUAAUGAACGCAAAAAGGACUUAAGACCUAACCAGGUUGCAGAGAAAGUUGCUGCCAGGAUUUCUGAGAACUUCAGUGAAGCUGCAAUUGUAAUGGUUGACAACAGUAGAUUAACAAUGAGCUGUUUUGAGCCCAUUGUGGUUAUCUAUGACCAUCAUGAAAAUAAGUGGAAAAGCAGAGACGUAAAAGUAGAUUGUUUUGAAGACUGGAUUGAAGCACAGAAGAUCACAUCUGCUUUGUUAGAAAGUAGGUCCUACGAGAACUUGAUUGACUUUGACAAUCACCUGGAUGACCUAAGGAAUGACUGGACCAAUCCUGUGAUUAACAAGUCUGUGCUGGAUCUGUGCUAGUACUCUGGCUCAGGAGUGUCACAUGCACAAGUUCUGCUGCCAUUUCUGCUUCCUCAGUGCCACAUCAAGUGUAGCACAGGAGUACAAAAUGCUGAUCAUAGUCUUUGCUCUGAUUUAAGCCUCUCAUAUUGAUGAGAUCUUGUGGGGCAAUGAGUUAUGCCAAAAUUUUUGAAGGGCAAGCACAAUAUAGGCGCUGUUGGCAUGUGAUUCUGAAAUGGUGAAGACCGUACAUUUUUGAAUGCAACAAUUUUUUUUUCUUAAUUUCUGCAUCAGCUUGUGUUCAAGUACAAGAGGAUGAUAACAAUUUUUAAAAUUUACACUUUAGGGCCACUAGCCAUAUACUGUAUGCAUAAAGUAGGCAGUUAUUUAAAAUGUUAGUUUAUGGUACUACUGAGAUAUGACUAAAAACCUAUUCAUCAAAGCCCUUAAAUAAUGUUUACACAUAGUCAGGUCCAUAUGUAUUUGGAUAAUACUACAGUCUUGUUUUUUUAUUAUGUAAUUUUGCAUCUACACCACCACAAUGGAGUUGAAAUGGCAUAAGUUAUUUUAGGGUAGAUUGUUCUUUUUAAUUCAAAUGAUUGAACAAAAAUCACAUUAACCAUUUAGGAAUUACAGCCAUUUAUAGAUGGAUUCCCUGCAUUUUCAACAACCACAAGUAAUCAAACAAACUAAAUACAAGGCUUAUUGUUCAUAAAAAUUUGUUACUUUAACAGCCAGUUUGACGGCCAGUUUUAAGCAAGUCAUGACGGAUACGUGAAUAUUCACAAGUCACUUUCACGAAUACAGUGUACUGUAUGUAAAUGUAAUUGGAGUCGGCAGUUCUAAAGGAAGGAGACGAGCCACCAAGACAUCAAUGACGAAAGUGUGCUCGUUAGUGCAACAGAUAAAAGAAUAUUUACAGAGGGAUGCUUCAAAUGGUGAUACAAGCACCAAAGUCAGCACAAAAACGCCUUAGACAUUACUCUUG
This is a messenger RNA of Thalassophryne amazonica, 1863 nucleotides long. RefSeq names its product ER membrane protein complex subunit 8 (gene emc8). Lineage: Eukaryota; Metazoa; Chordata; Actinopteri; Batrachoidiformes; Batrachoididae. The transcript has 5 exons. The record is from RefSeq and is a predicted model, not a curated record. Bases 291 to 896 code for a protein of 201 amino acids. Gene Ontology annotation, cellular component: EMC complex.